This is a messenger RNA of Closterium sp. Yama58-4, 2454 nucleotides long. Lineage: Eukaryota; Viridiplantae; Streptophyta; Zygnematophyceae; Desmidiales; Closteriaceae. The record is from the annotation of a GenBank genome assembly.
AUGGCGCGCCUCAGUCGUCGCCUCGCCAUCGCACUCCUCGUUUUGCUCGGAGCCGCUGCUGAACUCCCCGCCAAUGCCGCUCAGCCAUUCUGCUCCUGCGGCGGCUACUACUUUUCCUGCCCACCCUGCAAUGAAAUGAACGCCAUGGUGAUGGCGCAGUUUGUUCCCUGCGGUCUGCUGGACUAUUUCGACGGCUCCGGCGCUUUCAGCCCCUCCUACUGUUCCAUCGGUGGCGUCUCUUGCGACAGAAACGGCUUCAUUACCACGCUAGACCUGGGAAACCGCUCUCUCACCGGCUGCUCCAUUCCAAACAGCAUCACCAAGCUCACGGAGCUCACCAAACUCGAACUCUGGGGUAAUCAGCUCGCUGGCAGUAUUCCUUCUGGGAUUUCUCAGCUGAAGCGACUCCAGUAUCUUGGGUUGGCCUACAAUCAGCUCACCGGCAGCAUCCCCUCGGAGCUUUCAAGACUCCCAAACCUAAGAACUCUCAACUUGAAAGGCAACCAACUGUCUGGGCCACUUCCAGCCUUCUUGGGGAGUUUUUUUCAUUCAAACGUGAAUAUUGACUGGGAUAGCUUCGUAUGCCCUCCCAACAAGGGCACCUGCGAAGUAAGGCAAUGGAAAAACUCGCCUUUUUGUACCAAGUGCGGGGGCUUCUGUUCCACGUGCACCCCUUCCUAUAUGUCAUCUGCUGGAGGGUUCAACAGCGUGGAGGAUAUGGACCAAGGAGAAGUCGCAGCCAUUGUGGUUGCCUCUGUGGUCUUCGUGCCUCUGCUGCUGCUGAUCGUGUACCUGACUUACAUCCGCGCGAAGGAGCAGAGGGAGAAGGAGAGGCGGGAGAAGGAGAGCAAGGAAGAGGGAGAGGCGGAGAGGAUGGAAGGCGGAGGCAGUGAGGGGGAGAGGGAGGAGGGGGGAGAGGCGAAGGCUGCUGCUGUGGAGAGUGCUCGCAAGGCCAUCUACAACGCGGAUGCAGAUCAGAUAAACCUCAAGCAGUGGGUGGCUCCGCUUGUGGCAGCGGGCGAUGCGGGCGCGCUCAAGGACCCGCAGCUGGAGGCGCCGGACGACUUGGUGCUGCGCAUGGCCCGCCUCGCCCUGCGCUGCACCGCCAUGCCCACCGCCUCGCGCCCCUCCAUCAGUCGCGUGCUCGGCGAGCUGCUUGUCAUGAAGGAGGAGUUUCUAGGGAAAGACGAGGACAGGAUGGCGCACCCUCGACCCGCCAAUGCGCAGUUCUACGACUACAACUCGAACUGUCUUUGCCCUGACGACGGAUCCCCCUGGCUCGCGAGUUAUGACUGCUAUUGCAACACGACUGCCUACGACGCGACGCAAGCCAAGGUGAUGGCGGAGUUCGCCCGGUGCAGCGAGUCAGAGUCCUUAAAGCCGUCGUACUGCUCCGUGCGAGGCGUUGACUGCGACGACCGCGGCAUGGUCAACGCGCUAGACCUCGGCAGUCGCUUUCUUGUCGGCUGCAGCAUCCCCUACAGCAUCAGCAAGCUCACUGCGCUCUCCAAACUGUACGACUCCCUCACACCACCACCACCACCCCUUGUCCCUCACACCACCACCACCACCCCUUGUCCCUCACACCACCACCACCACCCCUUGUCCCUCACACCACCACCACCACCCCUUGUCCCUCACACCACCACCACCACCCCUUGUCCCUCACACCACCACCACCACCCCUUGUCCCUCACACCACCACCACCACCCCUUGUCCCUCACACCACCACCACCACCCCUUGUCCCUCACACCACCACCACCACCCCUUGUCCCUCACACCACCACCACCACCCCUUGUCCCUCACACCACCACCACCACCCCUUGUCCCUCACACCACCACCACCACCCCUUGUCCCUCACACCACCACCACCACCCCUUGUCCCUCACACCACCACCACCACCCCUUGUCCCUCACACCACCACCACCACCCCUUGUCCCUCACACCACCACCACCACCCCUUGUCCCUCACACCACCACCACCACCCCUUGUCCCUCACACCACCACCACCACCCCUUGUCCCUCACACCACCACCACCACCCCUUGUCCCUCACACCACCACCACCACCCCUUGUCCCUCACACCACCACCACCACCCCUUGUCCCUCACACCACCACCACCACCCCUUGUCCCUCACACCACCACCACCACCCCUUGUCCCUCACACCACCACCACCACCCCUUGUCCCUCACACCACCACCACCACCCCUUGUCCCUCACACCACCACCACCACCCCUUGUCCCUCACACCACCACCACCACCCCUUGUCCCUCACACCACCACCACCCCUUCCCGCUGCACAUCUCCACAAGUGCCUUUGGGGGUGUUUGCAUCUCUUUUAUCUAAGCGAUGCCUGCUGCUGCUGUUCGGCCAUGGCAGGUCCCUGGCGAACAACAAGCUCAUGGGGACUAUACCGGAUUCUAUCUCCACCCUCACCUCGUUAA